Sus scrofa (pig) is the source of this 5249-nucleotide messenger RNA. It is a transcript of the gene SLC4A5, whose product is annotated as solute carrier family 4 member 5. Gene Ontology annotation, biological process: renal system process; transmembrane transport; bicarbonate transport. The record is from RefSeq and is marked provisional. Gene Ontology annotation, cellular component: plasma membrane. Lineage: Eukaryota; Metazoa; Chordata; Mammalia; Artiodactyla; Suidae. Gene Ontology annotation, molecular function: monoatomic anion transmembrane transporter activity; solute:inorganic anion antiporter activity; sodium:bicarbonate symporter activity.
GCUUAACCAGAAACAAAAGUGAGUUUGUUGUGCCCUGCUGGUGGGGAAGAGGACGCGUGGAGCCAGCAGCCAGGGUGGCAGCAGCAGAAACAGGCUGGGGCCAGAGGCCGUGUCCACAGCCGGAGACCCCAGCGCUCAGCUAUUCCAGGGAGCAGGGUCUCCAGCUGCUGAGCAGCUCCAGGACAUCCUGGGGGAGGAAGAUGAGGCUCCCAACCCCACCCUCUUCACAGAGAUGGACACUCUGCAGCACGACGGAGACCAGAUGGAGUGGAAGGAGUCAGCCAGGUGGAUAAAGUUUGAAGAAAAGGUAGAGGAAGGCGGUGAGCGCUGGAGCAAGCCCCACGUGUCCACACUGUCCCUGCACAGCCUCUUUGAGCUCCGGACCUGCCUGCAGACGGGGACAGUGCUGCUGGAUUUGGACAGCGGCUCCUUACCACAGAUCAUCGAUGAUGUCAUCGAGAAGCAGAUCGAGGACGGCCUCCUUCGGCCGGAGCUCCGUGAGAGGGUCAGCUACGUCCUCCUGAGGAAACACCGCCACCAAACCAAAAAGCCCAUCCACCGCUCGUUGGUUGACAUUGGCAAGUCGGUCUCCUCCACCACCAAUCGUGGCCCAGCCCGGAGCCCCGCCGCCGGCCCCAGCCUGCACCACUCCACCGAGGACCUGAGGAUUCGGCAAAGCGCCAAUUAUGGCCGGCUGUGUCAUGCCCAGAGCAGAAGCAUGAAUGAUAUUUCUCUCACUCCAAAUACAGAUCAGCGGAAAAACAAAUUCAUGAAGAAGAUCCCUAAAGACUCAGAAGCCUCCAAUGUGCUUGUGGGCGAGGUGGACUUCCUGGACCAGCCGUUCAUCGCCUUCGUGCGUCUCAUCCAGUCGGCUAUGCUGGGAGGAGUGACUGAGGUGCCUGUUCCCACCAGAUUUCUGUUCAUACUGCUGGGACCAUCUGGGAGAGCAAAAUCCUACAAUGAAAUUGGCCGUGCCAUUGCAACCCUCAUGGUAGACGAUCUCUUCAGCGAUGUGGCAUACAAAGCCCGCAAUCGGGAGGAUCUGAUUGCGGGGAUUGAUGAGUUCCUGGAUGAGGUCAUCGUGCUUCCCCCUGGAGAGUGGGAUCCAAAUAUCCGAAUCGAGCCACCCAAGAAGGUGCCUUCUGCUGACAAGAGGAAAUCUGUGUUCUCCUUGACUGAGCCAGGCCAGAUGAAUGGCUCUGUGGCUGGAGGCCUUGGAGGGCCUGCAGGAGGCGGUGGCGGUGGUGCUGGCAGCGGCAGCGGUGGCAGCGGGGCCGGCGGAGGGAGCAGCGGGGAUGACGGCGAGAUGCCAACCGUGCAUGAAGUUGGGGAGGAGCUUAUCUGGACAGGAAGGUUCUUCGGUGGCCUGUGUCUGGAUGUCAAGAGGAAGCUGCCCUGGUUCCCAAGCGACUUUUAUGAUGGCUUCCACAUUCAGUCCAUCUCCGCCAUCCUGUUCAUCUACCUCGGCUGCAUCACCAACGCAAUCACCUUUGGUGGGCUUCUGGGGGAUGCCACUGAUAAUUAUCAGGGAGUGAUGGAGAGUUUCCUGGGCACUGCCAUGGCUGGCUCCUUGUUCUGCCUCUUCUCGGGACAGCCUCUCAUCAUCCUCAGCAGCACGGGGCCCAUCCUCAUCUUCGAGAAGCUCCUCUUUGACUUCAGCAAAGGCAACGGCCUGGACUACAUGGAGUUCCGCCUCUGGAUCGGCCUACACUCGGCUGUCCAGUGCCUUAUCCUGGUGGCCACGGAUGCCAGCUUCAUCAUCAAGUAUAUCACCCGCUUCACUGAGGAGGGCUUCUCCACCCUCAUCAGCUUCAUCUUCAUCUAUGAUGCCAUCAAGAAGAUGAUUGGUGCCUUCAAGUACUACCCCAUCAACAUGAACUUUAAGCCCGACUCCAUCACUACCUACAAAUGCGAGUGCGUGGCCCCCGACACAGCGAAUACAACCGCGUUCAAUGCUUCAGCCACGCUGCCACCAAACACCAACACUUCUCUGUACAACCCCCUUAACCUCACAGCGCUGGACUGGUCCCUGCUGAGCAAAAAGGAGUGUUUGAAUUAUGGUGGGCGCCUACUCGGGAAUUCCUGCCAGUUCAUCCCAGACCUGGCACUCAUGUCCUUCAUCCUUUUCUUCGGGACAUACUCCAUGACCCUGACCCUGAAGAAGUUCAAAUUCAGCCGCUAUUUCCCUACCAAGGUUCGGGCCCUGGUAGCUGACUUUUCCAUCAUCUUCUCCAUCCUGAUGUUCUGUGGAAUUGAUGCCUGUUUCGGCCUGGCAACCCCCAAGCUGCUCGUGCCCAGCGUCAUCAAGCCCACACGGCCUGACCGAGGCUGGUUCGUGGCCCCCUUUGGGAAGAACCCGUGGUGGGUGUACCUGGCGAGCAUCCUGCCCGCCCUGCUGGUGACCAUCCUGAUCUUCAUGGACCAGCAGAUCACGGCCGUCAUAGUCAACCGGAAGGAGAACAAGCUGAGGAAGGCUGCUGGCUACCAUCUGGACCUGUUCUGGGUGGGCAUCCUCAUGGCCCUCUGCUCCUUCAUGGGGCUCCCCUGGUACGUGGCUGCCACGGUCAUCUCCAUUGCCCACAUCGACAGCCUCAAGAUGGAGACAGAGACCAGCGCUCCUGGGGAGCAGCCCCAGUUCCUAGGGGUCAGGGAACAGAGAGUGACCGGCACCAUUGUCUUCGUCCUGACUGGGAUCUCCGUCUUCCUGGCCCCCGUCUUGCAGUACAUCCCGCUGCCAGUGCUGUAUGGGGUCUUCCUCUACAUGGGUGUGGCCUCCCUGAAUGGCAUCCAGUUCUGGGAUCGCUGCAAACUCUUUCUGAUGCCGGCCAAGCACCAACCGGACUAUGCCUUCCUGCGGCACGUGCCCCUGCGCCGGAUCCACCUCUUCACCCUGGUGCAGAUACUCUGCUUGGCUGUGCUCUGGAUCCUCAAGUCCACAGUGGCCGCCAUCAUCUUCCCAGUCAUGAUCUUGGGCCUCAUCAUCGUGCGAAGGCUUCUGGACCUCAUCUUCUCCCAGCAUGACCUGGCCUGGAUUGACAACAUCCUCCCAGAGAAGGAGAAGAAGGAGGUGGAUAAGAAAAAGAAGAGAAGGAAAGGGGCCCAGGAGGACAGUGACGAGGAGCCCCAGUUCCCUCCUCCCUCAGUUAUAACGAUUCCCAUGGAAAGUGUCCAAUCAGACCCCCAAAACGGUAUCCACUGCAUCACCAGAAAAAGAUCUUCCAGUUGGAGUUACUCACUCUGAUUCUUCCUUCAGUGAUUCGGAACUCGACCGAAGUAUCACCCUGCACUUCAAAAUCUCCUGUCCAGCGUCACCUGCCUUCAACUACUCACAGAGCCCAGGCUUCAUGGUGCCACAGGUGAAGAUAGAGAUGGAGCCGGACUAUGACUUCACAGGUGUGGACAGAUAUGGAAGAGAAGCCGACGGCGAGACCACCCUCUAGGAGGACGGACUCCCCCAAGAUGGGGUACAGAGCGACAGCCUGCUUUGGUUCUUACUGCAGGGUCUGGGCCCAAACCCUUCUCUCUUCUGAGCCUGCUUCCUUGGUUGCCCAACAGAGGGAGUCAUUCUGUUUGCUAGAAAACUGGAGCUCUGUCGAUGAAAAGUACUACUUAACUGCAAAGCCCUCCUCUUCCCUUUAGAGUUAUGAAAAUGACUAAAGCUAAAGGCUACACCUGAUUUUAAAAUGCAGUCCAGCAUAGGAAUGAUAACAUUUCUUUUGAAAUGAAAAAAAUGCUUGCCUCUUAAAACUGUAGCUAAGAUAAAGAGGCGAUAGUCAAUUUUCAUUUAAAACAAACAUCAGUUAAGAUUUUUUUAAAGCUUAGAGUUUAAAGUAUCUAGAUGGUCUUCGAAGACCUGUUAAAAUACUCAUACUUCAAUAGACCAAGGUUGGAAAAUCUGUUUUGCAAUUUUAUAUAUGAAGAAGUGUUAAAACGAUCCUCUCAUCUCUAUCCCAUGCAGUUUUCUAAGGGUUGUAUGAAAAGUUUGAACCAUGUGCAUUAUGGGCCUUGCUCCAGCACAAAAGCCAGUUCCAAAAGUCUGGUAAUGAAAGAACCAACACGUUUAGGUGGAUGUGUGUAAAACGAAAUAGUUCUUGCUAACGUGAAAUCUCACAUCACACAAAUCAACAAAAUGAUUCUUUAUACUGAAAACACUGGUUUCUAUUCUUUAUAUUGAAAUCACAUUUCUUUAUGCAUUUGGGUAGGUCCUUCCUACACGUUUUCAAAGGCCUGAUUCCCAAAGUCAAACAUGUAUCCACAUGAACAUUGCCUGUAACACGGGACUCACGUAAAACUCUGGAAGAUUAUAACUGUAAUACUACUCAGCCUAGUACUUUUGAGGAAUAAAUGGAAACCAAGUGGGUAGAUUUAAAAUCCGGUAAUAACGAAGCAAAUUCUUCUCCUUGUGAAAUUUAAGAUCAGUCUUUUUAUCUUCAAUCCGUAUUUAACAAACUCUGAUAACCAUGUUUCUUUACCUCCUCCUGUGUGCCUGAUGGUCACAAUGCAUCUGACGUUCACCUUCUCCAAGACAACUAUGGAUGUGAAUCUUGAGUGAAUCACUUUGGUGACAGGUACCCAUUUAACUCACGAUGACAAAUGCAGGUGCUUUUUCUUUAUUCCUUUCUAUUUUGUAAAGACAAAGGACACUAGACCAUUAAACACCUUGAGUCCGAGGACAGUUAAUUGCCUCCACAAUCCCCAGAGCCUGGACAAUGCCUGGUGCGUAGAAAGCUCUCAGUGCUUAUUAAAUUAAAUCUCACAACUCCCUUCUAAGGAUACUGCCAUGAGGUAAAGCUCUAAACCUCUACCACUUCUCCUGCGAGCAGCAGAGGUACCUAGCUGCUCAUGAACCUGGAACCAUUGCCUGAGCUUAAGUUCUUUAUCUUCAUCUGCACCAAUCCUGGGAGAGCUGGCAAUCUACCCUUAACAUUUCAGUGUUAAAACCUGGCUGAUUUCCAAUCGCACUUUGUCCAAACUGUAGAAAUGUUAUGGAUUCAGGAGUACAUGUGCUUGAUUUAUCAAACAAGCUGGAAAACUAAAAUGCUAGAUUUUUUGUUGUAAAUUGAUCACUGUAAUUUUCACCUUAUAUGUUAUUUGUAUUUUGUAUAUAAUACACACACACACACAUAUACACACACGCAAACAUUUUAAUUUCAAUGGCUUUUAACAGGUUGACAUUACUUCUCCAUGCAGGUCGGUACUUUUUUCCCACUUGUAACUACAAUUCAAUAAAACUUAGUCCUGUCUGCUCA